This is a messenger RNA of Kogia breviceps (pygmy sperm whale), 2248 nucleotides long. NCBI's taxonomy places the organism in Eukaryota, Metazoa, Chordata, Mammalia, Artiodactyla, Physeteridae. The record is from RefSeq and is a predicted model, not a curated record.
GGCGAGUCUCCAUGGCGGCGGCGGCUGUGGCGGCUGGGCCGGUGUUCUGGAGGCGGCUGCUGGGCCUCUUGCCUGGCCGCCCCGGGCUGGCCGCCCUCCUGGGGCGCCUGUCCGACCGACUCGGCAGGAACCGGGACCGCCGGCGCAGGAGGCCACCAUGGCUGUUGUUGGCGCCUCUGCUGUCUCCAGCCGUCCCCCACGUCACCUCACCUCCUUGCUGCCUGUGUCCGGAGGGCGUGCAUCGCUUCCAGUGGAUCAGAAACCUGGUUCCAGAGUUUGGAGUCUCCAGCUCUCACGUCAGGCUGCUUGCUUCACCUGCAGAGUUUUUUGAGCUCAUGAAGGGGCAGAUAAAAGUAGCCAAGAGGCGGGUCGUGAUGGCGUCCCUCUACCUGGGGACAGGUCCUUUGGAACAGGAACUGGUGGAUUGCCUAGAAAGCACUCUAGAAAAGUCACUCCAGGCGAAGUUUCCUUCCGACCUCAGGGUGUCCAUUCUCUUAGACUUCACGCGGGGCUCAAGAGGAAGGAAAAACUCUCGCACCAUGCUGCUCCCACUCCUGCAGAGGUUUCCAGAACAGGUCCGAGUGUCCCUCUUCCACACGCCUAACCUCCGUGGGCUCCUCCGGCUCCUCACCCCCGAGCGCUUCAACGAGACCAUCGGCCUCCAGCACAUCAAGGUGUACCUCUUUGACAACAGCGUCGUCCUGAGCGGCGCAAACCUGAGUGACUCCUACUUCACCAACCGGCAGGACCGCUACGUGUUCUUGCAGGACUGUCCUGAGAUUGCAGACUUCUUCACGGAGCUGGUGGACGCGGUGGGGGACGUGUCCCUGCAGUUGCGGGGGGACAACACGGUGCAGGUGGUGGAGGGGAUGGUGCAUCCUUACAAAGGUGACCGGGCUGCGUAUUGCAAGGCAGCCAAUAAGAGGGUUAUGGAUGUGAUCAACUCAGCCAGGACCCGCCAGCAGAUGCUGCAUACCCAGACCUUCCACAGCAACUCCCUCUUAACCCAGGAAGAUGCAGCAGCCGCUGGAGACCGGAGGCCAGCCCCAGACACCUGGAUUUACCCAUUGAUCCAGAUGAAGCCCUUUGAGAUUCAGAUCGAUGAGAUUGUCACCGAGACCCUGCUGACAGAGGCCGAGCGAGGCGCAAAGGUCUACCUCACCACCGGCUAUUUCAACCUGACCCAGGCCUACAUGGACCUGGUCUUGGGCACGCGAGCCGAGUACCAGAUCCUGCUGGCCUCGCCGGAGGUGAACGGCUUCUUCGGGGCCAAAGGGGUGGCAGGUGCCAUCCCGGCUGCCUACGUGCACAUUGAGCGGCAGUUCUACAGUGAGGUGUGCAGCCUGGGGCAGCAGGAGCGGGUCCAGCUGCAGGAGUACUGGCGGAGGGGCUGGACGUUUCAUGCCAAAGGCCUCUGGCUGUACCUGGCAGGGAGCAGCCUGCCCUGUCUCACGUUGAUUGGCUCUCCUAAUUUUGGGUACAGGUCGGUUCACCGGGACCUGGAGGCCCAGAUCGCCAUUGUGACGGAGAGCCGGGCCCUGCAGCAGCAGCUUCACCAGGAGCAAGAGCAGCUCUACCUGAGGUCUGGUGUGGUGUCCUCUGCCACCUUUGAGCAGCCGAGCCGGCAGGUGAAGCUGUGGGUGAAGAUGGUGACGCCGCUGAUCAAGAACUUCUUCUGAGAACAGCAGGGCUGCCUGUCACUGCAGAGUAACCUAGCUUAUACUGACUGAUUAAAAACACCAGAAGAUAUUUCACUGACGACAGGAUGAAACAAGACACAGGCACUACUGGGGGACAAGCCUACCAAGAGUGGAGACAGAACCCCGUGAAGCCACAGUCUGUAAUUCAGGGUAGGCUGAGAACAGCUGUGAAGCUGGGUGGGCCGGUCCUGGAGGGGGUCAGAGGUUGCUGAGACAGGCUUCGGGUGGCAAGAUGUGGUCUUGACAGACAUCCGUGUCAGAUAAAGACAAACGAUUGGGGUGUUUACAAGAGAUUUACCUUGCAGAUCCCAAGACCCGAAACCUUAAUCCCCACAGGAGUUAAUGGCCCUUUCUGGUGGGUUUAAGCUGCUCUGUAUCCUGUUAUCAUAAAAUUGUCCUGGCUAGUUUGUUUUGGAGAAUUUUUCUUGCAACACCCUGACCAGAAAUGCUUAUCGUUAUCUCCUGGGAAAAGUAACCUGUAUUCUUGGGUCUGCGCUAAGUGUUGUUUAUCGAGGGAAAGUGCAGCAGCCUAAUCUGACUUCACCGAC